CAUAUCAAGUCACUCAACUCAACACGACCAAAUCUGUGCCCUAAUUUUUCCUGCAGUUACUUUCGAGCACGAUAUUCUUUAGAAUAAAAUAGAUCCUCGAAGAGGUUCUAUUGUUCCGAUUUCUUGUCUCUACAAUAAAAAUCAGGGUUUUGCUUCUGUAACAUUAGGGUUUUAGUAUUAGGAAAUCAUCAUUCUUCAUGUUUCUCGUCUCUUAAAUAAAGAAAGAUUUAUUUUUUAUUUUUUCUCUAUCUCUCUCUGUAAUAUUAGGGUUUUAGUUUAUCUGUUCUUGUUCGCCUCUGAAGAACAACGAAAACAAAGAAAUCCAAGUUUGGUUGAGUAAUCAUGGGAGUUCCAGCAUUCUACAGAUGGUUAGCAGAGAAAUAUCCAAUGAUAAUACAGGAUGUAAUCGAAGAAGAACCUGUUGAAAUCGAAGGAAUUUCAAUACCAGUUGAUACAAGUAAACCUAAUCCUAAUAAACUUGAAUACGAUAAUCUUUACCUUGAUAUGAAUGGUAUUAUCCAUCCCUGUUUCCAUCCUGAAGACCGGCCGGCUCCUACCACAUUCGAUGAGGUGUUUCAAUGCAUGUUUGAUUAUAUCGAUAGGCUUUUUGUGAUGGUUCGCCCACGGAAGCUUAUAUACAUGGCCAUUGAUGGUGUGGCUCCAAGGGCAAAGAUGAAUCAGCAACGGUCUAGACGUUUCAGAGCUGCUAGAGAUGCACAGGAAGCAGCAGAAGAAGAAGAGCGGCUGCGAAUAGAGUUUGCGGAGGAGGGAAGAAAGCUUCCUCCUAAGGGAAGUUCACAAGUCUGUGAUUCAAAUGUUAUCACCCCUGGAACUGAAUUUAUGCAUGUUUUGUCAGUUGCACUGCAGUACUACAUUCAUCUUAGACUAAACAAUGAUCCUGGGUGGAGAUCAGUUAAGGUUAUCCUUUCUGAUGCCAAUGUUCCUGGUGAAGGGGAACACAAAAUUAUGUCUUAUGUUCGUCUGCAAAGAAACCUUCCUGGUUUCGAUCCAAAUACCCGUCAUUGCCUCUAUGGUUUGGAUGCAGAUUUAAUUAUGCUGGCAUUGGCUACACAUGAAGUUCAUUUCUCUAUUCUUAGAGAGAUUGUCGUCAAUGCACAACAAGACAAAUGCUUCAUAUGCGGUCAGGUGGGUCAUUUAGCUGCAAACUGUGAGGGAAAGGCGAAGAGAAAAUUUGGGGAGUUAGAUGAAAAGCAGGACACUGCCGUAACAGCGAAGAAGCCAUACCAGUUCGUAAACAUCUGGACACUUCGAGAGUACUUGGGUUACGAGAUGAGAAUUCCUAAUCCACCAUUUGAGAUUGAUCUUGAACGUCUUGUGGACGACUUCAUCUUUAUAUGUUUCUUUGUUGGAAAUGAUUUUCUGCCUCAUAUGCCCACACUGGAAAUUCGAGAGGGUGCAAUCAACUUGCUGAUUGCUGUCUAUAAGAAGGAGUUUGGGGCAAUGGAGGGGUAUUUAACCAACGCUAGCAAGCCUGAUUUGAGCAAGGUUGAACACUUCAUUCAGGCAGUGGGGUCGUAUGAGGAUGUAAUUUUCACCAAAAGAGCUAGACUUCAUCAGAGGCAGGCGGAAAGAAUCAAGCGUGACAAGGCCCAGAAACAAAGGGGUGAUAAUGUGGAACCUACGGGGAAGCCUGAGUCGCUUGUCCCAGUUGCUCGGUUUCAGGGCUCUCGUCUUGCUUCUGCUCCAUUGCCUUCGCCAUAUGAACGAACAGGAUCUGCUCAAAAGGUGGCACGGCACACUUCUUCAGGGGCAUCUGUUGGUGCAGCGAUUGUUGAGGCUGAAAAUAGUUUAGAGCUGGAGACACGUGACAACAAAGAGGAGCUGAAGGCGAAGCUUAAAGACUUAAUUCGUGAGAAGUCAGACCUUUUCAAUGGAGAUGACCAAGAAGAAGACAAGGUGAGAUUGGGAGAGCAUGGGUGGAAGGAAAGGUACUACAGGGAAAAGUUCUCAGUUGAUACCUUGGAUGAGAUUGAAGCAGUACGAAAAGAUGUUGUUCUAAAAUACGUAGAAGGCUUGUGCUGGGUGAUGGAAUAUUAUUAUGAAGGUGUUUGCUCUUGGCAGUGGUUUUAUCCUUACCAUUAUGCACCAUUUGCCUCCGAUCUCAAGGAUCUUGGUCAGCUGCAGAUAAGCUUUGAAUUAGGUUCACCAUUCAAACCAUUCAAUCAGCUGAUGGGUGUCUUUCCAGCUGCAAGUUCCCAUGCGCUACCUGAGCAUUAUAGGAAAUUGAUGAGCGACCCAACUUCACCGAUUAUUGAUUUUUAUCCGACUGAUUUUGAAGUUGACAUGAAUGGCAAGCGGUUUGCAUGGCAGGGUAUCGCUAAAUUACCAUUCAUCGAUGAAAGUCGUCUUCUUACUGAGAUAAAGAAAGUGGAACAUACUUUGACGGAGGAGGAAGCAAGAAGAAACAGCUUCAUGCAAAAUAUGCUGUUCAUCUCGACAUCUAACCCGCUCUCUCCAUAUAUAUUUUCCCUUGCUGAUCGUUGUAAACAGUUGUCUAACAAAGAAGGGGCUGAAGCCAAAGAAAAAAUUGACCCAAAGGCCAGUGGCGGGAUGAAUGGGUAUCUAUCUCUUUGUAAUGGAGAUCCUUGCCCACCGGUCUUUCGAUCACCUGUAUCCGAGAUGGAGGAUAUUAUGGAUAAUCAAGUCAUAUGUGCCAUUUACAGACUUCCUGAUGCACAUACUCAUGUUGCUCGACCUCCAGCAGGUGUUAUAUUCCCAAAGAAGAUGGUCGAAGUAGAAGAUUUGAAGCCACCACCUACUCUAUGGCAUGAAGAUAAUGGAAGGAAACCAUGGGAAAAUGGCAGGCAAAACAACCACCAUGGAAAUGGAAGGGGUUCUGGUCGACAUCUUGGGGAGGCAGCACAUCGAUUUGUCAAUAACAGUUUACAGUUUAAGACAGACCGUAAUGGGGAGCAGAUGCAUGGACAAACAUCUUUCUCAAAUGGCAGGCAGCACAAUAGUAACCAUGGAAACUAUCCUCCCAGGGGCAACAACUAUCAAGCCGGGGGUCGAUAUAAUCAUGGUCCACCAUAUGCUUCUGCUCCCAAUAGUAAUUAUCCUAACCGUCCUCAGAAUGAAGAAAACUGGCAAGCGGCUCAUACCAGAGACCAUCAUCCCGUGCAUGAUUACCCCCCACCUCCUGGUGCAAUCCCAAUAGUUGGUGUCCCACCAUUGUAUCAUCCUGGUAACGUGGCACAAACAUAUGUGGCAGGUGGACACCAUGUAAACCAAAGAGGAGGCAGAUACAGCGGCUAUGGGAGCCAGCACUCAAGUGCAGGUGCUAAUAACCACCAUCACAAUAGAGGGGGCAGGUGGGGGGAUUCUGCAAAUCAAAGAGGUGGAGGUAGAGGUUAUGGGGGUUCUCAGCAUUCAGGGAAUCGCUAUGCAGGUUUAAACAGAGGAGGAUCAAGUAGAAGGCACAAUCCACCAAACCCUGGGUAUGGGCAGUCUUAAAUUGAUUCCUAUGCCAAUUUGAUCAAUUGAUCCGCUGUUUGUAUAUUAGGGUUCUUUAUUCAAAGAAUCCAGUCUUCCUUAUUUAACCUUGUUAGUUUAUUUCCAAAUUUUCCUUCAGUAGCAGUGCAGCAUGCCGUAUUUGUUUAUUUAUAUUUUCUAUUCAUAGAUAAAGGUGGUUCUGUUGUAUUCAACGUUUCUAAUUGUAUCCUAACAUAUUAAUCGAGACAAUAAUGUAGCAAGCUCAGUGGGUAGCUUUCUUCAUAAGUUCUCUGUUCUGUUUUAACAACUUCA
Molecule: messenger RNA, 3765 nt
Organism: Papaver somniferum (opium poppy)
Lineage: Eukaryota; Viridiplantae; Streptophyta; Magnoliopsida; Ranunculales; Papaveraceae
Product: 5'-3' exoribonuclease 3-like
Exons: 23
Coding region: 343-3474 (1043 amino acids)
Biological process (GO): nuclear-transcribed mRNA catabolic process
Cellular component (GO): nucleus
Molecular function (GO): 5'-3' RNA exonuclease activity; RNA binding; zinc ion binding
Source: RefSeq, a predicted model, not a curated record